UAGGGCUUUGCCUCGUCGCGCAAAUCCAACCCUACACGUUUGAUCUCACGGCGACGCGCAAAAUAACGUGAAAGGUUUUUUUUUUCUCCCAGACUCCAGAGCGAUCGAUGAGCGGCUGUCCGAACAGGGUUUGAAGGCAGACAGUGGAGAGAUAGAUAGAUAGAAGAAGAAGGAUGGUUUCUUUUUCAGUGGCUGCUUGCACAUGCAGUCCUCGGGAAAGUUAAAGGGGCCCGGUCUCAUCGGGGGAGCGCACGGUGAGGAGAGAGCAGCUGAUGGUCCUCUCUCAUCAGCACGGCUUUUUCUGCACUGAGGAGGGAUUCGUGUGAAGGGGGAGGCGCCCGAGCGAGGCGAGCGGGCACGACUGCUGUCCGAAUUUAACAAUUAACCUUGAUGAACACAGAUUGGUUUCACUUAGGCGCAGGUGCGUGGAGCCGAGCGAUCCCCGCGUUUAUGACCGGACACUGACGCAUUUUGAUGCCAAACGCAGAAACUACGCGGAUAAGAGGAUAUAUUGCAGCUGAUAUAUGUUGUUUUGUUUUGUUUUUUUUUUCUCCACGGGACAGGAUGUGUGUUGCAACGGGAGCCCGUCCGAUACUCUUCCUCCUGCAGAAUCCGAACUCAGGAGCAUCGCUGAAUUGAUUUGGAGACCUAUAUCGGAAUUUGACCGCCGUGUCAUUGCCCAGUCUACCAGUCCCGGCAGCUGGAAAGCAUCUUCUUAGCGGCAAGAAGAAGAAGAAGAAGAAGAAGAAGAAAGAGGACCAGGAGGAGGAGGAGGAAGAGGGGGGGGAACUGUCCGCUUCACUACUCUUCAUCUGCGCCCUGGACGGCUUGAAAUGAGGACCACAUCCCGGCUGUGUUCCGUGUGAGAAGAGGCAAGCGGGGCGGCAGUUUCUUCGGCUCUCAAGGACGCAACAAAAAGUGGCCGCCGGGCCGAGCUGCGAAGCAUGGAGCGGGACGACACCGACACCGUGAGCGCGUCCAAAAAGACAAUCAUUGCGAAGAUAUUCAAAGUUCGCAAGAGGAGGGAGAUGCUUUUCGUUCAGGUGUGCUUUAUCUGCAGUGUCCUCUUCGUGGCGUGGAGCAUGUCGGCGCUGUUGACCAAGACAGGCCAUGGGAUGUUGGUGGAGGGACAUCCGGACGCUGAACACUGGGGAAGACGACUAAUGGCUUCAGUACCAGACAAUGAAACAGAGCAGAAGAACUGUUCAGCGCCAGCAAUACGCGAGUUCCCCGAUGACCUUUUCACCAACCCAGAACGAAAGAGUGGGGCCGUUCUGCUGCAUAUUGUGGCGGCACUCUACAUGUUUCUGGCCCUCGCCAUAACAUGCGACGAAUACUUUGUGACAGCGCUGGAGAAGAUCUGUGAGAAAUUAGAUCUGAGUGAAGAUGUUGCAGGAGCCACCUUCAUGGCAGCUGGCAGUUCUGCACCAGAGCUUUUUGCAUCUGUCAUUGGUGUCUUCAUCACCCACGGUGAUGUGGGGGUGGGGACCAUCGUUGGCUCAGCGGUCUUCAACAUCCUUUGCAUCAUUGGUGUCUGUGGGAUCUUCGCUGGACAGGUGGUGAUAUUGACCCGGUGGGCAGUUUUCAGGGAUUCCUUCUACUACAUCCUCUCUGUAUUGGCUUUGAUUGCAUUCAUCUAUGACGAGAAGAUAGUUUGGUGGGAGAGUUUGGUGCUGGUGCUCAUGUACGUUGGAUACAUCCUUGUCAUGAAAUUCAACUCCAGCAUGCAGAGAUGUUUCAUGGGGAAGUCAAAGAAGAAGAAUGUGGCCAACGGUAACGCUGCGGCCAGCAGUGAGAUGGAGGACGGUAAUACUAGUUAUGACUAUGUUUGGGAUGACGACCCGUCAUCGCCUUUACUCUCAACAGUCAAGCCAAGCAAGGCUUACAGCCGUGGAUCGGUGGUGAUGGUGGACGAGAUCAUGAACGCUAGUCCUUCCAAGUUCAGGUUUCCAGAAGCUGGCCUCCGCGUUAUGGUCACCAGCCAUUUUGGACCCAAGACCCGUCUGCGCAUGGCCAGUCGCCUCAUCAUUACAGAGCGCCAGAAGUUGGUCCAAGCCGCCAAUGGAGUGGAGACACAAGUGAUUGACGGGAAGGUUGAAAUCGAGAAUGGAAACGUGCCAGAGGACAAACCCACCGAGGCGGAGGAAAACGACACCAUCUCGCCGUUUCAUGUUCCAAGGGGUAUUGGCAGCAAGCUGAAGUGGCUGCUCUCGUGGCCUCUGCUCUUGUUGCUGUUCUUUACCGUUCCGAACUGUGCCAAGCCUCGCUGGGAGAAAUUCUUCAUGGUCUCCUUCAUCCUGUCCACUGUCUGGAUUGCUGUCUUCUCCUACUUCAUGGUCUGGAUGGUGACUAUAAUUGGCUACACUCUGGGAAUCCCUGAUGUCAUCAUGGGGAUCACUUUCCUGGCCGCUGGCACCAGUGUCCCGGACUGCAUAGCCAGCCUCAUUGUGGCUCGGCAAGGUUUGGGAGACAUGGCGGUGUCCAACACUAUUGGCAGCAAUGUGUUUGAUAUUCUAGUGGGACUCGGGGUCCCCUGGGCAAUACAGACCAUGUGCGUCAGCUAUGGAUCAGAGGUAAUGAUUAACAGUCGAGGCCUGGUGUACUCGGUGGUGCUCCUGCUGGGCUCUGUGGCCCUCACGGUGCUGGGCAUCCACCUGAAUAAAUGGAGGCUGGACGUGAAGCUGGGCUUGUACGUCCUCGUCCUGUACGCCAUCUUCCUCUGCUUCUCCGUCAUGAUCGAGUACAACGUCUUCACCUUCGUCAACCUGCCCAUGUGCAUGGAGGAUUAGGGCACGGCAGCAUGCCUCGGAUACCAAAACCUCAGCGCUCCCAUAGCAACCCCAAUUUAUUCUUCUUCUUUUUUUUUCUUUUUUCUUUUUGCCAAUAAUACUGGACCUAUCUGCAGACUCCUUUUCUCCUCCUUCGCGCUCUCUCCCUUGUAAUCCUUUUCAUCCCAAAUAUGAAUCUCAUUUCCUCAAGAGGCAGUACACACUGUAAGAGUGGACUCCAUUCUAUGUCUCUAAUUUGUCCUCUUGUCACACAGUGCCAGUCCUUAAUGCCCAUUAUUUCGGGUAUUGCCUGUUAUUGCAGUAGUCUUUAUUUCCUCUGUGCGCCUGUUAACUUUCUACCCAUCUAGCAUGCCUUUAGAUGUCGGGGACCUCCAGAAUCAUAAGUGCCCCUGUUGAUUGUUUGUGUGUGUUUUUACUGUUUUCACAUUGUAGAUUUCCACACAACAUUUCCAAAGCUUUUCCACAAACCAAACCAGAGUCUGUGAAAAAAAACAAACAAAAAAAAUCCUAGGACUCCUACCAAAAAACCCCCCUAUGUAGAGAUAACUCUCCUUGAAGUCAUUCCUAAAAGAAUUACAGAGUUACCCAAGCACCCAAAGAAAAAUAAGUACACAACUUUUUCCCUCUCGACCCCCUGGAGGAGGGCUUUGUCCUUGGCAGCUCCCCUCCUCCACCCUGGACCCAACUCCCCUGGCAUGGCCUUUGGCAUCAGGGAGCAGAUACUGUUAGCGCUUCACUCACCCUCUGCAACUCUUCUCAACCCUCAUCUGCUUGAUCAAAUCUGCUUUGUUUUCUUUAAAAAAAAAAAAAAAAAAAAACAGACAUUUUAUCAGGACUUUGUGUCAAGAUGUAUCACAGUCCAGAUCAGUUGACUGUGAGGGUGUUUUGCAUAUGCAGCACGGCACAAUGUAAACUUGUAAACACUUUUUUUUUGUUUUUUUUGUAUUUAUUUUUUUCAAAACAAGGUUUUGUCUAGUAUGAAAUACGGAGGAGAGCUUGUUACAAAUAUAGGACAUUGCCUGUUUUUCACUGAAACAAAUUGCACAUGGAAACGCUUUUCUUGCUUUGUGCUGUAAGGAGAUUUGACCACUCAGAGGGGUAUCUGGCUGCUGGUUGUGGUGAGUCCACUCCAGUUUUAUUUUCAUUCAGUGAUGGGUCAGUCCACUUUCCCUCUGCACAACUUCAGAAGAAGAAGAAACUGGCUCCAUAUCUGUGGGAUGCAUCUGAUUUUUGUCAUCAUCAGGUGACUUGUUCUCAUCUUGAGACAGCAGCAGAAUGGAGGUAGUUGUUUAAAAAAAAAAAAAAAGAAAUGCAAAGAAAACCAGACGGUUCUCAACACUGACUGUCUGCUACAACACCCUCUGGCCAGUAGGGGGUAGUGCAGCCCCUCUACCCACAACAGGGGUGCCAACCACAGCCGUCGGUUAUCAGGGAAACUCGAAGGACAACUCCAGGAGGUUGUGAUGGUCUCUUGAUUUUGAGUUACAUGUAGAUAUUGCACUUUAACAGCCGUCCUCUCAUUCUGAAUCAACUAGUGCUUCCUUCUGUGCGUGUGUAUUUUCAGUGUAUAUGUGUCGUGUGACUGUGUGAGAGAGAACAUUGUGAGUGUGUGUGUGUGUGUGUGUGUGUGUGCGUGCUCAGUAUGGGCCCACGCUACGUUUCUCACACCGGGCUCUCGACUCUCGAACAGACUGGGACCUCGUUAACACCAUGAGCACACCCGCCUCUGUCUGCAGUGCAUGCUGGGACAUUAAACCGCAGCUCCUCCACAGCACAGCAAACGGCUGAGGGCUUCUGGGCAUCUCCAUGGAAACAGCCCGACCCACUUUACAAAAAUCGGCAGCUACGAGCUACACUGCAAUCGAGACAUUUGACAUCAUGCAAAAAUGGCUGGGAGUCCACAAGUGAGGUGCAGAGACUACAAACUACAAUGCGUGUGGGGAAGUGUUUUAAGUGUUGAAAAUAUUCCUCUGCCACGUCGUUGGCAGCAGGCACUUGUAUAUGCAAUCUCAAUUUAAAGAAUUCUAUGUGACAGAAGCCCCCCGCCCCGCAAGGUUGCCAUAUAAAGACGGGGGAUCUCGUGGAGACGUGACGUCGGUUUGUCUAGUAGUAACUUGAUGUGUGAGCUCACAGGUGUGUGUUUGUUACAGCUGAGGAACUGAGCCCAAAGGAUGGACAUUUCUGGAUCAGUGGCUUUGAGGGAAGUCCGAUUACCCCCCCCUCUUCUAAACAUACACUCCCUUUUUCCUCUCUUCUCUCUCCACUCUUGUCCCCUCUUGCACACGGGCAUUAACUCUCCACCAACCCUAGCUGAAGGAGCAGAGGGGCAGCGGGGAAUGCAUGGAUGGAUGGAUGGAUGGUUUUCCUCCACCGCCCUCGGGACAUUGUCACUUUUCAAAGUAUCUGGAUGAGAGCAGACUUUAAGGAAUUAAAAAAUGUAAAAAGGAAAAAAAGCUGGACCCCCUUAAGCUGCUACUCUAUUGGGGUUCACACAGCUGUGUUUACUGGACGGAGGUGACCACACAGGGCCUACAGACUCCACGACACACCCACUGUCAUCCUUGUACACCUCUCCCUCCUCCCCCUCAAGCUUUUGUCAGUGGGUCUUCUGUAGAUACAGGACCUAAUUUUUUUUUUUAAUGCUUUUUGUGGGGAAAGCACGUCUGUAUUGUACUUGAGUUGAUUCAGAAUGUGCAGUGUUAAGGUUUUUUUCUUUUGGUGUAUAUUUUUGUUGUUGCUCUGUGUGGUCAUGUCCCGGUUGCCAGGUUUGAGUGGUAACACCACAGCAGGGGAAAAAAACAAACACUGCUCCUCUUUUUGUCCUCAUCUUGACACACAGCGUACAUUCUCACCGGUUGUCUGACUCGCAUCUUUGUUACAAAGUCACUUUUUUUGGAAGAGGAGAAAAAAAAAAAGUAGAGUUCAGUUGCCAUACUUGUCGUAGCUCUGCAUAAAUUCGGAUUGUAUUGAAAUCCUGUGUACAAACUAAGCGCACACACUUUAGAAAACACGCGUUAGAAAUGGCAAUUGAACACAAGAGAAGACCGGUAUGUAUUUCUUGAUCGAAUGCGACCUGAUGCACUGUGAGCUCAAUGUGACGUGGGAGUUGUUUGUCAAGAAUAAUAAAUGACUAAAAAAUAUAUUUAAUGUAAAGUUAGUUACUAUAAAACAUUACUGAGGACAUCUGUAUAACUUAUAUGAAUGUAUUGUCUUGCUAUACUGGACAUAUCCAACCAAUGCAUUUUACUGUAAAGCAAUAAUGUGAAGAAAAAAAAAUAAAAUGGCAAAAUAAUUCCUGUA
Molecule: messenger RNA, 6089 nt
Organism: Dicentrarchus labrax (European seabass)
Lineage: Eukaryota; Metazoa; Chordata; Actinopteri; Moronidae
Gene: slc24a4b
Product: solute carrier family 24 member 4b
Exons: 17
Coding region: 945-2789 (614 amino acids)
Biological process (GO): calcium ion transmembrane transport; intracellular calcium ion homeostasis
Cellular component (GO): membrane
Molecular function (GO): calcium, potassium:sodium antiporter activity; calcium channel activity
Source: RefSeq, a predicted model, not a curated record